GCGAACCCGAAAUAAAAAAAUUUGAAUUUUGAACCAAAUCCAAAUUUUUUAUUCUGGGUUCGCUAACGUGGCAAGUGAUCUGGCGCUCGACUAACGGUCAAUGGAGUUGACCGUCCAAUUUAACGAUCAAAACCCGCGCCGAACCAAGCAAGGAAGUGUGCAUGAUGCAUAGUUCGGGCCAAGAGAGCAAUUUUAGAAACCAAGGGCCAAUAAUAGAAAGUUUGAGUAUAGUUUGGGCCAAAAGAAGGUAUUACCCCUACAAUUUAUUAGCUAGAUAUUUCAAACUUUUCAAAUUAUUUUUUUAUAAUACUUUUCAAAUUAUUAGGCAAACAUUUCAAAAUACAAAAUAGUAGUCAAACGUUAAUUUUCUGCUAGCAAUUUUGUUAGUAAUAUUGACUUGGCAACUUGAUACUGACUUGGAAAAGACAUGUGGAGAUCAACAUUUUAAAAUUGUAGUAUUUUAACUAAGAAAAUAGUUACAAAAUUACUAACGAUAAUAGACAAAUGGCUAAUAUUUUGAUGCGUUACAAAAUAUUUUACUAAUAUUUUUUAUUUCGAAAAAUUUGGUUAAUAAUUUGAAAUAUUUUGUAGAUUUGACUAAUAAAUUAUAAUUUUCUUAUAUUUCGUACAAUUCUUUAUUGGAAAACAUCUUGGCAACUCGUCAAAAUAUUCAAAAUGUGCUAAAAUAUAAUAAAAAGAAUAGAAAAAUUGUUAUAACAUUCAAAUAAAAUACAACCAAGGGUCUUUCACUAUUUAUAAUUAAGGUGGACUACCUAAGUAAAUCAUUGAAUAUUGGAGUUACUUUCUAUUAUACGUACGUAAUCAAACUUUAGUUGGGUUGUAUAUUGUGUUCGAGUCAAUGUGGAGGAUCCAUCUUUUUAACCGUUAAUGAGUUGUUGACCUGAAUGCCACAUCGAGGAAAACAAUAAUCAAUAAAUAAUAGAAAAAUCAAAAUAUUAUCCAACAAUUGUUUUUUUAGAACACAAUAGUUAUCUUGAUCAAGGUUGUCAUACCAAUUUUUAUUGUUGAAUCGAUUUAGCAAGUGAUAUGGUAUGAUCGAAGUAAAACUGAUUUAUUGAAAAUCUAUCUAUAAUCUACAUUCAUAAAAAAAAAAAAUACCACAUUACAAACAAAAUGAGAAAUCAUAUAUAUAUGCAAUAUUUAAUAUUAACAUCCAAAUGUUUAUCCAAAUGUUUAUACUUGAAUCUAAUAAGUAACAUCAUCCAAGUGUUUGAUAUUUGAAUCCGAGAAAUUCCUUCAUUUUUGUUAGUUAGUUAUACAAAAACGAAGUCAUUUAGUUUACAUAUCGGAAAUUUAUUGAUUCAGCAGGACCACUAUUUUCUAGAUUUUGACAUUUUUUUAUCAAUUUAACUACUGUUUCAUACCGGUGGUCUUCCAACUGAUUUUUCUUAAUACAAAAUGAAAUUUGUUAUCACGGCCGAAAUACCAGUAAUUUGAUCAUUAUGAUUUUGAUAAUAAAAAUAAAAAAUGAAAAGUUCUCUCCCAACCACAUAGUAACACAGACACGCUAGUGCUCUUCCGGUAUAAUCAAAAUCCGCCGCCCUAGCUCCUAUCCACCCCUCACUCUCACGCUCACUCUCACUCUCAAACCCAACCACCCCAUGUCCUUUGAAAAGUCUCAUAUGCAAUGAGCAUAUGAACGUUAAAAGAAAGUAGCGAGUGUCCAAAUUAAGUGUGAGAAACAAUCCAGAUCUGACCUUAUAUAUUGUCUAUGGUCCAGACCGAAAGGUUAGAACACAAACAAUGGAUCAGACCAUGUAGAGUACAAUUCAAACCAACCAACUCCUGUGUGAUGCAAUCCAGACCAGGCAGACCCUGUUCAAAAGUCAAAAAAAAUAAAUUAUCCUUUAUUAUAGAGUUCGGAAACUAAAUGCUAAGAAACUAAGACCUUAGUCACUAAUACACCAAGGAUCCAUUGACGUUUACUUGCACAUAUGAGAUUGUUGUACAAACCAAGCUUAAAAUCAUCUACAAAAAUACACGAAUUGUCAUAAUUACUUGAUAAUAAAAACCAAAUUUGUUACUCGAUAAAAGAAAUCAACCAAAUAAUGAAAUAAGUGAGGAGAAAUUGCACUGGAGUAAUCCACACGAUACAUAUUUCCACAAAUGAAAUGAAUCCUUUAACAAAGAAGCAAAAUAAAGUUAAUUGGUUGAAGUCACAUUUGAUUAUCACCUUUGAUUUAUAUCACCUUUGAUUUUUGGGUUGAAGUCGCAAAGGUAAAGGGCAAAGGUCAGGUGGCAUGCAUCUCUCCAUUUGGCAAAUAAAACUACACGUGCAAUUCAUGCACACAUGACAAAUGAAAAAGUGACUGAUGUCUGUACAAUAGACUCGGAUCAAACUAAAUAAUUUGUAUUUGCCCAUCUGCUGGAAUUAGAAUCACAUCUACUUUCCGUUGUCGUCAUUCCCGCCCAAAUUUCCAUUACUUUUCUCACUCUUGGCCUGAUUAUGUUUGCUACCUCCUUUCGUUCUCAAACAUAGGUUAGCAUUCUCAAAACUCAAUUCUAGCUUAGCUUCUCCACCCGCCAUAAACUUGUAUAGGCGGUUUUAUAGAGCUUUGCCACCAGUUAACCAUGCUUAGCAAACCCGGUUUCUUUGUUUUUGGAUGAAGGGCAAACCUUUUUAUCCCACUUCAUUUUCAUUUUAAUGUUGACCAACCGCCUACUUGACUACUUCAUUUUUCUCCCUUUUCACCAGAAUGGGAUGUGACGUUGAGCUGCUUUUGCUUCUCCAUUGGCAGCAGAAACUGAUGGCGGCGGCGGUUUGGCGUCUUAGACCAAUGACCCCGCUACGAUUUCAGGGAAGAAGAGUAUCAGGCAUGUCUGUUCGUUGAUGCUGAAACGGAGGGGAUAAGGGGGUUGUGGAUCUGUUCUUUGAUGCUGAUAUGCGGCGGCGGAACAGGGGAGACAAAACGCAAACGGGGAAGCAAGGGAAACGGAUGGGAUUGAUCGAACCGGUAAACGGGAACGGUCUCAGUAGCCGAUUAUGACCCAUUAUUAGAGAGUGCGAACAAAUAGUCUUUGUUGACAGGCCCAAUACCGACGCAAAUUGGUGGAGAGCAAAGCCCGGCGUACACAUGGGCUGCAGUAAGUUUGAUAAAACGCACAGCAUAAUUAAAUGGAGGGUAGAAUGUCGAGAAUAUCCUUCCGGGAAGUGCUCUGGAGCCUGAAAAUUCAAAAUCCUGAAAAUUGAACCAAUGAAUAUGCUUUAUAUAUUUUGUAGAUACUUCAAAAUUCUCAUAAAAAAUUCAUCCAUUUCGGCUUAAAACCCAAACGUGUAGACGUGUGUGACAAGUAGGCAUAUGAACCUCCAUAUAAUUUUUUUUUUCUAACAAAAGAGAAAAAAUGAAGAAUUUAAAAUUUCCAGAAAAAAAGCACGAGCAUCCUCCAAUUUCCGCAACUCUCUCUCAACACUCUUUCCCCCGCCGUCUCUCUCCUUCCGCCAUCACUAAACUAAUGCCUCCAUUCUCGCCUCUCACCAACUCUCAUUUCCGCUGAUCUCGCCCGCCACGGCAGGCUGAAGGAGAAGGAGAAGCUGCUGAUAUUCGCCAAUGGAGUCUCCUUCGUUUGCCUCCAAAGCACGGACUGCCUUCCAUUCUGCUGCGGCACGAGCCGAGCGCGUUCUAACCGAUUUGAAAUCAGACCGAUCAGAUGCUGACAACAAGCAAUCGCCGAGGGAACAACGGAGGGAGCAGCCGGAGAAGCAGUCCCCGAGGAACGAAAGCGAGUCUAAGAGCAACAAUGAAGGGAAGCACUUGAGGUGGAAGCCUGCACCCAUAGGAAUCAAGCACGAUUGGCAGGACCGAUUUAAAAAUAUUAGAAUAGGGAAAAAAGGAGGUGAAAGCCCGACAGAAAAAGUUGAUGAUUCACAGAUGGCGGUUGCAUUUUAUGAUGAGAAUUUGUACAUACUGAAGAAGAAAAAUGAUGCCGAGAACAAGGCAUCACAAGUACCUUACAUAGUAGAAAGAUUAAAUGCCACAACUCCAGACAGCAUCCCUCCAGCAUCUGUCAUGAAGCAAUUGGCUAUCGCUAUUGAUGCGGGGAAAAAAUACAAGUCAAUAAAAGAUCUUGUGGUGUCUUCUGGAAGGUCGCCAAUGAAGGAGAGGGCAAGCUUAAGCCUUGCUGCUAUGAAGUCAUUGGUGCUCCGUGAUAAGGACGAGAAGCUUGCAUCUGAGUUUGAGAACCACGAGAAGGUUUUGUCCAUCUUGCAGUCGUUGUUUGAUGCAGAGGCGGACUUUCUCAGGAGGAAUGUCAGCUGUAGCGAGGAUUCAUUAUCAUUGAUUAAAGACAUUCAUGGUGCUCCCCCUGGCAGCUUCCUGGUAAAGCUAUCUGAAGUAAUUGGAAGCUUUAGAACAUUGCGGAAAAUGGCCAUCCUGUGGAACAAAAUUGUUGCUGAACUCAGAAGACUCUGGGCUGAAGAACUCCAUGUACCAGGCAUCCCUCUGGAUGAGUUUCCAGAUCUCCAUUCCUGCCUUCUAUACCAGCAGUUUCAAGUUAUCAAUUGCUGUGUUUCCAGGAAAAAGCGUCAUGCGAUUGCUGCUGAAUCAAUGGAAGCUGCAUUAAGGGACGCCAGUAAAUUUUCUGCUGAAUAUGCUAAAGGUCUAAAUGCUCCUGGGCAUUUAUUAUAUGCCAAAACAAGCAGUGGAGAACUUGUACUUCGGCUAGGUGCUGGUUCGAAGGCUCCUAAUCUGUUUAUGCUGGAAAGUGGUGAACCAAUAUACUCUCCUAUCCCUCAGGAGGGUCCUUUGCUUACCGAAGAUCUUAUCAAAGAAACAGAAGAAUUUGUUCUUCGAACUGGAAGUGUUGGUGCUGGUUGCUCUCAAUUACUCUCUGACAUGCAAGGUUUCAAGGCUGCCAAUCCUGGCUGUAUAUUAGAGGAUUUUGUGAGAUGGCAUUCUCCUCCUGACUGGACAGACAGUGAGCCAACUGACGAGGCAAACGAGUCUUCUUCUUCAGAUGGGGGCAAUUCGUCUUCAACAAGAGGUUACUUAAGUAGUCGAAUGCAGAAAGAAGGAAACUUGUGGCGUGAACUCUGGGAAACAUCUAAAUCGGUACCAGCUGUUAAACAGGUUCCUUUGUUUGACGAAGAUUUGGCAGUCGAGGGGAUUCUGAAUCACAUGGAGAACAUCAGCCCUUCUGAGCUUUUGGAACAGUUCUUCAUUUCAUUGCUUGGUCUUGGAACUUUGAUGGCCGAGGCAAAACUCUCUAGCAACGAUGAUUUAUCAAAGCUAUUCUAUGACUGCAAAGACUAUAUUGUGGUCACUUGUCAAGGAAGACCCUGGAGUGACAAACUGGACGACCUUUGCCAAGUGUACGAAACAAUCGAGACAAUGUUGGUGAACCCAGAUGAAAUCGUCAAGGCAAUGAAGCAGGCUGAUGAUGCCUGCACACCUGGAUCUGAAACCAAGCGCAGUAGCUUCCCGAAACUGGGUCCGAACCCGAGAAAGCUGUCCCCAAGGCGCGAGAGCGGUUCAGAUGAUAGCCCCAUGAAGCAGCAAUUUUCGAAUUUCUUCGAGGGCAAGUCGUCCUUGUUCUCGAAAAAUAAGCCUCCCAAGCCAGGGAGUGAAUCUCCUGGCGAGAAGACUCCGUCGGCAGAAGAUAGUGACUGGACACUCGUUUAGAAAGCUACAGAGGGGGGAGAGUCAUCCUACAUUGCCAAUUGUAAUUAUUUUUUGGGUUUUCCAUCUCUUUCAGAUCCCCCCCACCAAGGUAAUGAAGGAAUUCAGGCCUUCUGUACCCCAGUUUUUUGUUUUUGUUUUGUUUAUAAGCUUGUUCAUCUGUAAAUCCACACUCUAUUUCAACCUGAUUUUGCCCCGGUUUUAGGCACAUAGCCAGAAUCCUGUUACUUUACUUGACACAAAAGGUGUUACAAUACAAAUUUAGACAAAAAGAAAAUACAAAGAGAAUCUGAGAUUUAGCUGUAACUUUUGGUUCUCCUGUUUUGAGUGAUGUUCUUCAUGUUGCAUCUGCUGAAUGCCCAAGGUCAUCGGAGGGAGGCCGAAGUCUGAGUGAGUUGUUUCCUCAAACCACAUACGGGUUGGUUUUGGUAUGUCAUAUUACUUUCCGUAUAAUUUUGAUCAUGCGAAUGAAUGAUUAUGAUUUUAAAACCAUGUUCGAAACAUCUAUUUAUAUCUAUAUAUCUAUAUUAUACUAUAUAUUAUGACAAUUCAAAACCAAUAUCUUGCCACAUAAGCAUUUGGAGGAUCCACAAUUUGCCAAGUUGGACAACUUUUUUACAAACAAAAAAUUAGUUAUUAAUGUAUUUAUAGAGCUACCUCUCUCUUCUUUAAUAUUUCCUUUUUUUUAUCCAAUUAUUCUUUUUCAUUUCUCCAUUUUUUAUUUUUUUUUUAAUAAUAAGUUAUAUGUUGAUAAACUUAACCAAACACACAUAAAUAAUAAUUUUUUAUCAAGUAAACAAAAUAUAAAUAAGAAAACAGAGAGAGACACAUAUCACAUUUGUUCAAAUAAAAAAUAUAUGAUUAAACCUUAUGAAGUAAAUUUUCUACUCAUUUUUACUAAAAUUGAAUGAUAAGUUACAUUUUGAUAAAAAAAAAUUAAACAACCAUACACAUAAAUAAUAAUGUUUUUAUUGAUUAAACAAAAUAUAUGAAAAGAGAGAAAAAUACAUAUUUGACAUUCAAUUACCUUUGAAAAAUAAACUAUAUUACUUUAUAUUUUGUUGCAAUGAAGCACUCACUUAUUCGUAAAAUAUAUGUCUAUAAAAUAAUACAAUUAUUAUUUAUCGAAAUGUUAGAGUAUAAUCUUGAUCGAGUAGUUACAGUUAUUUAUUUAAAAAAAGACUUCUUAUUCAUUCAGAUCAUGUUCUACCUUAAACUCCUCAAAUGAAGAGGAAUUGCAUGUGCAAUAAUUUUAUGAUGUGUCCAAAGUUCACAUUAAUAAUAUUUACUCUAAACCAUGUUUGAUUGAGAAGCUCUAUUGAGUUCCUAAGUUGUAUGCUAAGAAAUUUUCUUUUAGACUUGGAGUUAUCGUCGAUGAUUAUAAAUAAAAAUUUUCAAAAUGACUUAAAUAUGAUUGUUGACGAACUUUGACUUCAUACCCCUAAGAUGAGGCACAAGAUUCCUUGAAAAAUAACAUAUACGAAGGUUAGAAAAAAAAAAUUGUUGAGAAUCUACGAUAAACAUCAUGUUUCAUCAACUAAUAACCUAGGCAUUUAGUAAAUAUAGGUUGACAAUUUUUAGUAAGAUUGUCAAUUGGGAUAAACAUAUUUAUCCAACAAUCAAGUAUCUUUAUCCAAUCAUCUCAACUCUCAAAAUUAGUUGUCAGUUCCUCCAAACUCGAGAAACACGAAUUGAUAUAUGUUGUAUAAGAUAAUAAGUUAAUGUAGAUAAUCAAAUGAAAUCCACCGCUAUUGUUCAAAUGAUAAGACAUUUUAUAUGCACCUGAAAUAUGUGUGUAUUGUAGACACUCUAUAUCAAUUAUUAAUAUAUAAGUAAUAAAAUCUUUGAAAAUUA
This is a messenger RNA of Linum trigynum, 7490 nucleotides long. Lineage: Eukaryota; Viridiplantae; Streptophyta; Magnoliopsida; Malpighiales; Linaceae. The record is from the annotation of a GenBank genome assembly.